Thecamonas trahens ATCC 50062 is the source of this 969-nucleotide messenger RNA. RefSeq lists its product as uncharacterized. NCBI's taxonomy places the organism in Eukaryota, Apusomonadida, Apusomonadidae. The record is from RefSeq and is a predicted model, not a curated record. Bases 1 to 969 code for a protein of 322 amino acids. The transcript has a single exon.
AUGGGCUCGUUCCUCUCGGUCAUGUUUGGGACCGAGGACCAGCCACCCCCGGAGGAAGGUGUGGGCGAGACGGUGCACUUUGACAACAACGACUUUGCCGGUGGUGACCGCCGGCGGCGGGCGGACGCAGUUGGCGGCGGUGGUGUCGUCGACAGCCUCGCACGAGCCCUCACCAAGUCGGUGCCUGCCGCCGACGCUGUGAGCGUGUUUGGCGGGCAGAGGCUGUGUUUUGGCGACUACAGCGAGUCUGUGUCGGGCGACAGGGCGUGGACCCGGUUUGGGCUCCGCCUGCUCUUCUUCCGCCCGCCUGGCGUGUUUGUGCUCAAGCUCUGGAGCGCGACCAAGGACGGUGACGGGGCGACGCUGGCCGAUGACCAGCUGGUGGUGACCGGCCGGUGGACGGCGGGCCGCGGGCAGACACUCGAGCUGAUCUCAGACGCUGUUCGCAUCCGCCGAUAUGUGGCGCCGGGCUAUGCGCAGUACGCAUCGUCGCGGGCGGUCUUUCCGCCCAUCGAUCCGCCUGCGAGCCUCACCCGGCGGGCGCUGGCGACGCAUGGCGGCGCGUGGGAGCUGCAUCCGCAAGGCAUCUCGGCGCUGCGCACCUCGAACAUUGUUCUCUCUGCGCAGUACGAGCUCACGCCGGCGCCUGUCCCGACACUUGCUGCGAUCGUUGUUGCCAAGAACCAGCCGCCGGUUUGGAUCCGCGGCUUGCUCUUCCAAGCCUUUGACCCUGAGCUCCCUCUUGCUGCCGAGUGGCCGUCCAUCUCGCCGUUUGAUGACAUGGACAUUGCUGGCGUUGUUCGCGAGCCACUGCCCUACCGCACUGGGCCAGGCCGUGAUGUUGAUCGCUACACUACCGCCCUCGACGACGGCUCCGAGACCAGGAGCGAUGACUCGGACGGCGUCGGCAUGUUUCCGAUAUUGCCUGACUAUGAGAAUGGCUCGGACUCGGCCGAGAGCCGGAGCUAG